Aspergillus steynii IBT 23096 is the source of this 1794-nucleotide messenger RNA. Its product is annotated as glycoside hydrolase family 47 protein. Bases 1 to 1794 code for a protein of 597 amino acids. Gene Ontology annotation, cellular component: endoplasmic reticulum; Golgi membrane. Lineage: Eukaryota; Fungi; Ascomycota; Eurotiomycetes; Eurotiales; Aspergillaceae. The transcript has 4 exons. Gene Ontology annotation, biological process: carbohydrate metabolic process; N-glycan processing. Gene Ontology annotation, molecular function: calcium ion binding; mannosyl-oligosaccharide 1,2-alpha-mannosidase activity. The record is from RefSeq and is a predicted model, not a curated record.
AUGAUCAUAAGCCGACGGAGCUACGCGCUCCCGACAUUCAUUCUCAUCGCUCUGAUUUAUGUACUUUUCUCAAGUCUGCCGCAGCGCGAGCAGUCCAUCCAUUCUCACAACCCCCCUCAAUACCCGCCAAAAUCGCUGAAAGAAGAUGGCCGCAUCCACUGGACGAAACAACCCGAGAAAUGGCCGGUUUCAGAGUACACGCCUCUCCCGACGGGAGCUCCGUCGCCCAUCCCGCAGAUCCAGUAUGACUUCCCCAAAGAGUCGUGGUUUGGCCGCUGGAAGCGAGUGAAGCGGCAGGAUGCCGUGAAGGAAGCAUUCAAACACGCGUGGAAAGGAUACCGGGAGCGCGCAUGGCUGCGAGACGAGGUGUCGCCGCUCAGCGGUGAUUCCAGAGAGUCGUUCGCCGGAUGGGGCGCUACCUUGGUGGAUUCUCUCGAUUCGCUGGUCAUACUGGGCUUGGAGCGCGAAUUCGAGGAAGCGCUGGAGGCUGUGAGCCAUAUCGACUUCACCACUACCCAUGCCGUUCAGAUUAACGUGUUCGAGACGAAUAUUCGCUACCUGGGAGGGUUCUUGGGUGCCUAUGACUUGACGAAUGGCAGUCACCCGAUUCUGCUGAACAAGGCGAUCGAGGUUGCGGACAUGCUGUACGGCUCGUUUGAUACUCGCUAUAGAAUUCCGCAAUCGCGGUGGGAAUGGACCAGAUCCGCCGAGGGCAUGGGCAUCCAUCCCAGUCGUAAUACCAUCACCGCGGAAAUAGGCUCGCUGAACUUGGAGUUCACGCGGUUGUCGCAAUUGACAGGCGAUUCAAAGUACUACGACGCCGCCCAGAGACUGACAGAUCUUCUCGAGGAGACCCAGUCAUCUACCAAACUGCCCGGUUUGUGGCCCAUUACGUUCAAUGGCGAGGACAUGAUAUUUUCCGACAACCGAUUCAGCGUCGGCGCCAUGGCGGAUUCCACCUACGAAUAUCUUCCUAAAGAGCACAUGCUGCUGGGUGCCCAGACCAACCAGUAUCGCAAGAUGUACAACACGGCCAUGAACAAGAUCAAAGAUCGAUUGCUCUUCCGCGGGAUGACUGAGGAUGGCAGGGACAUCCUCUUCCCCGGGAACAUCUUCACGACGUUCUCGCACGGCCGCGAGAAAAUCGAGCCCCAGGUCGAGCACCUCAAAUGCUACCUUGGAGGCACAGUGGGCAUCGGAGCCAAAGUGUUCGAUCGCCCGGAGGAUUUGGACACUGCGCGCAAGCUGACCGACGGAUGUAUCUGGGGCUACGACGUUAUGCCCACGGGGAUCAUGCCGGAAAUCAUGUACGUCAGUCCUUGCAAGGACAUGAACAACUGCCAGUGGGAUCGCAAGCAAUGGUACCGGGAUCUGCGCUUUCGACUGGCCAAGGGCUCGGAAGCGGAAGACACCGUCGCCGAGGCCAAGUCUUUGAUUCAAAGCCAUGGUCUGCAGCCGGGCAUCUAUGCAAUCCCGGAUGCGGGCUAUCAGCUGCGACCCGAGGCCAUCGAAUCCGUCUUCAUCAUGUACCGGAUCACCGGCGACAAGAGCUUCCAGGACGCCGCGUGGCGCAUGUUCCGGAGCAUCGACAAGAUGACGCGCGCCACGUACGGACAUGCGGCGAUCGACGACGUGCGCGAUCCGCAGGCGAAGCAGAUGGAUUACAUGGAGAGUUUCUGGCUGGCCGAGACGCUGAAGUAUUUCUAUCUGAUCUUCUCGGAGCCGAGCGUGGUCAGCCUGGACGAAUACGUACUGAACACCGAGGCUCAUCCAUUCAAGCGCCCGACUCCGUGA